GAAGUGCAGCUGUAGAUCCCAGCCUUUCAUCCCGGCACGCAGGAACUCACGACAGUACAAAAGGAGCGGGGCAAGGCAAACAUCGCGGACAGCCAACAGGAAUAAUAUCGAGAGGACGACAUCAAAUCACUUCUUCAACAAAGUCUGUUUCACAAUCUGGGAACCAAACGACGAGAAAACAUGGAGUGGAAGGUAGCAAGUUCUACCGUAACCAUGAUGCUACUAUACUGUCUAUGUGCGGUAGAGGGCGCACCCUCAAGAAAAUCAGUCAUACAUUUACUCCCGAGAACGACCUAUCUGAGGAAAUUGGUCCCCAGAUUCAGACGACAGGCCGAGCCAGGUGCCGGGUCACUGCAAGCAGCAGCAGCUACGACAAGUGCAAAUGUUACCGGUGACGUCACCACACAUCCGCCGCCAGCAGCACCGCUGAACAGAACACACCUGUCAGCGUCUGAAACGGUCAGCCAGGUCGACAUCGACGAGAUUUUGGCAACAAGAAACAUCAGACCAGUGGAGCCUGUUUCAGACCAGCCGGAGGGCUAUCCCGAGGGACUGUUGGGGCCUCAGCGGUUCAUGAUGGCAGUUCCCCCGCCUGGUGUAGCAGGAGUCCCGCGGCUGAGCGCGAAGACCGGAGACGGACAGGACGUGGGCAUCCCCAUCAAGGACAUCGCAGAGGAGGCACAGGCGGAGAUCUUACGUACACGCUGCUACACUCGGUCCUCCAAAGAACUGUUCAACAUCCUGCGGGAGCGGGGAGAGUUCAACCGGCGGUACAUGGCCGUGUCACGGGAGGACGCCAGGAAGUUCCCUAACGUCAUCGCUCUGUCUGAGACCUACGGGGACCCGUCCGAGACGUCGCGCCAUGUGGAUAUCGACCUGGCCAAUGUCGUGCUGAAGGAGCAGAUCAAGAAGCAGCUGUUCAUCGACUUAGACUUACAGGAACCCAGGCCGGCGUCCUUGUCCCAAGGCCUUGCGCAGCUUCUCGCCUUUCCCGUCUCCAGCCGUCAGGUGAAGAUAGACGAGAUCAACACACGUUAUGUCGUACCGGAGAGCCUCGCUAGGGGUGUCGUUCUUCCCGAAGUCCUGAACAUCUCCCGAAGGAUCAUACGCGACACAGGCUCGACAGAAGUGGACUACUGCCUGGAGCGGGGGACGGUGACGGAGGACGGGUACAAGCGGCUGUGUACGGUCUGCGCCGCCACCACAGACCUGGGGGAGGACUUCUUCCCGCGCUACAUCAACGAGGCCAUCUGCAGUACCGAUAGCUCCGAUAGAGGAUGCUUCAUGGUGCAAGGUUAUGGACACGGCACCUGCAAGCAAGGCACGUUCUCUGUCAGCAUCCUGCGGCGGAAGGGCCAGUGCUCGCCCACGGUUCGCGAUGGGACCAGGGUGUACCUGGAGGAGUGGGAAGUCUACUCCCAACAGAUCCGCCUCUUCUGUGAAUGCAUGAUCAACCAACACUCCACAUUCGCCAUGUUUGUCUAGAAAGUUUUGAGUAUAAAGCAACCUCCU
This is a messenger RNA of Branchiostoma belcheri (Belcher's lancelet), 1512 nucleotides long. RefSeq lists its product as uncharacterized. The record is from RefSeq and is a predicted model, not a curated record. The transcript is spliced from 9 exons. NCBI's taxonomy places the organism in Eukaryota, Metazoa, Chordata, Leptocardii, Amphioxiformes, Branchiostomatidae. The coding region runs from base 181 to 1485 and encodes 434 amino acids.